Messenger RNA from Chironomus riparius, 1688 nucleotides. Lineage: Eukaryota; Metazoa; Arthropoda; Insecta; Diptera; Chironomidae. The record is from the annotation of a GenBank genome assembly.
GAUUAAAAGAGUUAUUGUCCCCCAAGUAAUCUUUGAUCAUUAAAAAAGGAGAAAUUAAUGUGUCAGUUUUAAUUGGAUUUAACUAAGAACAAGUGGUUUUUUGUGUUAUGCUCUACGAGAUAUGCUCAAGAAUCUAAUUCGUGAUUCCGUUUGUAGUAAAUAUAGUAAUGUAACUUACUGUUGCUUCCGAAAUUUUUAUCAGAAAAUGCAAAAUCAAGAGUAUAGAAAUCCGGAUGCAAAUAACUUUAUGAGAACAUCAUUCAAUGAUGAAGACAAAAGUGUCCAGAGAGAUUUACUGAAAAAUUUAAGAAAGUGGGUGCCAAUCGAUCAAACAAAUAAACCUGGAUUUAUCUUCACAAUAUUUAAUUACAACAUACUAAGUCAACAGUUGUUGGAAAAUCAUAGCUAUUUAUACCAAGACAGUCCUCGAGCUGCACUAAAAUGGAAUAAUCGUCUAUACAAUAUUGUAGGAGAGAUAUUCAAAACAAAUCCGUCUAUUCUAUGUUGCCAAGAAGUUCAAUGGAAUCAUCUUUCGCAAAUACAAAACAGAUUGAAUUGCAUGAACUAUGCUGUCCUAUUUAAGAAGCGUACUGGAGAUAAGUGCGACGGUUGCGCGAUUUUCUACAAGAAAGAUCUAUUUCAACUGAUAGAGGAACACAAUGUUGAGUUUAAUCAGCCAGGAAUUGAACUACUAAAUCGUGAAAAUGUUGCCAUAAUUGCAAAGUUAUGCUUAAAAUCAGAUCCAACUAUACAGUUUCUAGUAGCGACAACACAUUUGUUGUAUAAUCCACGGCGUGAAGACAUUAGAUUGGCUCAGAUACAAAUCUUACUAGCUGAAUUGGAUAGACAUGCUCAGAUAAUUGACUCAAAUGGACAAAAGACAUAUAUGCCUGUUAUUCUGACGGGAGACUUUAAUUUGAAGCCAUACUCGGCUCCAUAUACUUUUUUAACUAACGGCGUACUGAAUUAUGCGAAUUUGUCGUCUAGAUCAUUGGUUCAAGUUAACAAAGGAUCACAGACAAAUCAAGCCAAUGGUCGUCGCUUACUUCCGAUAAAACUCGGUAUAACAGACAAUUGUCAACACGUGAGUGAAAUCAAGCUCUAUCAUUCAGAACAGAAUAAUGUUGCUCAUAAUGGACAUGAGGAUAUAGAAUUGACAAAAGAGACAGUCAAUGAUUUUCAAACAGGAACCCUCCGUCAUUCGUUUAACUUUAAGUCCGUUUAUCACAACAACGGAUAUGAUUUUAACUAUGUGUCAACUUAUCAAGAUCAAUGGAUUCUCGUCGAUUACAUCUUUUAUUCCAGCGAAAAUAAGUCGAAUAAUAUUAAUUUGCAAUUAUUAAACUAUUUAUCACUUCCAACAUCCGACGAAUGUGACAGAUUAAAGUUGAGAAUUCCUAAUCCAAUAUUGGGAUCUGAUCACUUGUCGCUUGCUGCUCAAUUCAAGCUCUACUCGAAUGACAACAAUAAUUCAUCCGUUGGAAAGAUGACAAAGCUUUAAACAAGUCCUAAUUUUAGAAGAUGAAACCUAUUUUAAAUGAUGCUAUGAAAUAGUAAGUGAUAUCAUAUUUUUGCUGACAUUUACAGACUUCUCAAUACCUAUGUAAUUUAAUGAAUGAAAAAUGAACUGUUAUUAUCUACAUAAAUAAAUUAAACAGAAUCAAUUAACUGUAGACAAUACGAUCAAG